UGAUGAUGAUGAUGUAACUACAGAUUCAUCAGCUCGUUCUUCAUGACGACUCCUGACUGAUUGAAAGAGAAUGAAUCUAUAUCUAAUGAAGCUUCAGGAGACAAACAGAUGUUUCCACCUCGGGCUGGAUCUCGGUCAGCGACAGGAACUUUUACUCGGUCCUUCCCCGUAAGUUGACAUGAGGCGUUCAGGGACUAAAGUCCACGCUGGACUCAGUUAAUAAAUCAAACCAUUCCUGGUCCAUUAUAAACACGUCUACAGGACCAGAACCUGGACUGGACAUCAGAACCACAGCUGGUGUUUCUGAACAAUAUUGAAUGAUUUUUUCUUUAAUUUUUAGCCUGGAGCUAGCCUUGUGUUUACAUGGACUAACCUGCAUAGCUGGUGGGAGUGGCCUGUCAGCUCUCCUCUCUGAUCUGAUUGGCUUAGGAAAUUUUUUUUAAUAAACCUGGAUACACCACGUGUCUUUAAUACAGAGAGCAUUACAUGACGUGAUGAUGAAGGUGAUGAUGAAGGUGUGGGGUGAUGAUGAUGACGAUGAUGAAGGUGUGGGGUGAUGAUGAUGAAGAUGAUGAUUAAGGUGUUGGGUGAUGAUGAUGAAGGUGUGGGGUGACGAUAAUGAAGAUGACGAUGAAGGUGAUGAUGAAGAUGAGGGGACAGGAGGAUCUGACUGAUAGAAUAAAUAAUGAAAAUGUGGGAACUGAUUAAUUCAUUUCAGCUGUGUUAAUGUCAGGUGUGACGUCAGUGCAGGUUUGGAGAGAGGAGCCUGAAUCUAUGAAAUGAUUUAUUUAUGUAGAUAAACAAUGAACAUUUUAAUAUGUUAAGAUCAAGGUGAGAAUAUGGAGCAGGCAGAAGUCCUCCUGUGGAGCCUGGAGAGAGUCAUCCAACAAGAGAAGAAGAAGAAGAGAGAAAAAGAGGGGGAAGAAAAUGAGAAGAAAAGAAAGCGAGCGAAGAAUAAGAUGAAAAGAAGAAGGAAACAGGCAAAAGCGAAUAAGAAAAAAAGGAAAAAAAGAAGAUCGAGCGUCUCGAUGAGCAGACAGAACUAACCGCACACCGAACACAUCGAGCGGCCGCUGCUGCAAAUAAACCGGGGAAACCGUGAAGAGCCGCCGGCUAACGGAAGAGCUGAUCCCGGCAGCUUACCGACAGGAUGGUCGGUCUACAGUUGAAGAAGUGACGUGACCAGUGACACGUUCUUUCUUUAAAGACCAGGGCGUCAUGGUGCUGCAGCUUCCCCUGGUGGUGACAGCUCAGGUGGACCUGGUCCUGCUGCUCGUCUCCCUGCUGGCCCUCUGGACCAGACUGAGCCACCUCAGUUACCCCAACGCUGUGGUGUUUGAUGAAGUGUAUUAUGGUCAGUUUGUGUCUCUCUACAUGAAGAGAGUUUUCUUCAUUGAUGACAGUGGGCCACCGCUCGGUCACAUGAUCCUGGCCCUCGGAGCCUACUUGGGAGGAUUCGAUGGAAACUUUGUGUGGAACAGAAUCGGAGCAGAGUAUCCCAGCAGUGUGAGUGUGUGGAGUCUGCGGUUGCUGCCGGCGGUGUGUGGAGCUCUCUGUGUUCCUCUGGUUUACCUGUUGACUCUGGAGCUGAGGUUCUCUCACCUGUCGGCUCUGGGAGCUGCAGUGCUGCUGCUGCUGGAGAACUCUCUGAUCGUCCAAUCACGGUUCAUGUUACUGGAGUCUGUCCUCAUCUUCUUCGUGCUGUUGGCCUUCUUCUCCUACCUGCGUUUCCACAACGCUCCUAACAGCUCCUGGUCCAGGUACAGCUGGCUGCUGGUCUGCGGAGCAUCCUGUGCUGCAGCCGUCGGGAUCAAGUACAUGGGUGUGUUCUCCUACCUGCUGCUGCUGGGCGUGGCCUCUCUGCACACCUGGAACCUGAUUGGAGACCGAACUGUCAGUCAUCUCAGUGUGUGUGUACAGUGUGUGUGUAGGUUUGUGUGUCUGCUGGUGGUUCCUGUCCUCCUCUAUGUGUUCUGGUUCUACGUUCACCUGAGUGUCCUGAACCGCAGCGGACCACAUGACCAACUGAUGAGCUCCGCCUUCCAAGCCAGUCUGCAGGGUGGUCUCUCCAGAAUCACUCAGGGUCAGCCUCUGGAAGUCGCCUAUGGCAGUCAGGUGACUUUAAGAAGCUCCGCCUCCCAGCCAAUCCCCUGCUGGCUCCACUCACACAAAGCCAACUACCCAAUCAGGUAUGAAAAUGGGCGGGGCAGCUCCCACCAGCAGCAGGUCACUUGUUAUCCCUUCAAAGAUGUCAACAACUGGUGGAUCAUCAAAGACCCAGGCAGACAGAGGCUGGUGGUCGGCAGUCCUCCUCGACCUGUCCGUCAUGGUGACGUCAUCCAGCUGGUUCAUGGGAUGACCUCGCGCUUUCUUAACAGUCACGACGUUGCAGCUCCCAUGAGUCCUCACGCACAGGAAGUCUCAGGUUACAUCGACUUCAACGUUUCCAUGGCGGCUCAGAACCUGUGGAGAGUGGAUAUCUCUAACAGGGAGGCGGAGUCAGAGGUGUGGAAGACAAUCCUAUCUGAGGUUCGAUUGGUCCACGUCAACACCUCGGCUGUCCUCAAGCUGAGUGGUGUGUCUCUUCCAGACUGGGGUUUCCGUCAGUUGGAGGUCGUAGCAGAGAAACUGUUUAAAGGUCACAGCAGCAGUUUGGGCUGGACAGUGGAGGAACACCGAUAUGGAACCAGUCAGGAGCAGAAGGAGAGGGAGGCGGAGCUUCAUUCUCCAACUCACAUCGAUGUCGACAGAAAAUUUUCUUUCUGGGCAAAAUUUUUAGAGCUACAGUGGAAGAUGCUGACGGUGAAACAGGAAGACUCUGAACACAAAUACAGCUCCUCCCCCUUAGAGUGGAUCACCAUGGAAACCAACAUCGCAUACUGGCUGCACUCGUCCACCAACGCUCAGAUCCAUCUGAUUGGUAACCCGGUGUCUUGGGGCGUGGCCAACCUCAGCCUGCUGGCCUAUCAGCUGCUGGCAGCUGUCUACCUGGUGAGGAGGAGGCGGGGCUUCAAAGACCUACCUGAUGGUGCGUGGGGGCAGUUUGUGUGUCUGGGGGGGGUGUGUGUUGGGGGCUGGCUCGUGAACUUCGUUCCCUUCCUGCUGAUGGAGAAAACUCUCUUCCUGUAUCACUACCUGCCCGCCCUCUGCUACCUGUACCUGCUGAGCCCCGCCCUGCUGGAGCACACACACACACACCUGCUCAGCAGUGUGACACACCAGCGAGCGCUGUGUUUGUGUGCGUCGGCCGUGCUGUUGUCGGUCUUCCUGUCGUAUCGAACCUUCUGCCCUCUGACCUACGGCAGCCCCGAGCUCUCGGCCAAUCAGCUGCAAGGACUCAGGUGGAGAGACACCUGGGACAUCCUGUACCGCCGCCGCUAGAGACAGGGAGACAGACUGGUGACAGACAAGUGUCUCUCCUUGGAGCGGGUGUGUUUAAUUUCCAUAUCAUGAUGAGGCAAACUGAGGUCCUCGGACCGCAGCAUGAAGCCCCUCCCCCUGGUGAUUGACAGGUGACAUGCAGAUUUAAUGUUUCAAUGUAAAAGUACAAAAUAAAAACUCAGCAGUGAAACAUGCUGCUUUUAUUUUGUUAAGUUGUGUACCCAGACAGGUGGGGUCAGUGCUGGUCGCUGACACAGUCCGGCCGCUACACCCUCCCACUCAGAGAGCAGGUGUAGGGGCGUGGUGUGGCGUAGUGGUCUGAGCAGGCGCCCCAUGUGUAGAGGCCCCAGUCCUCGCUGCAGUCGGCCCCGGCUCGAGUCCCGCAUCAGACGGCCUUCACUGCAGGUCAUGCCCCCCCUCUCUGUUUCCUGUUCCUGUACAAUAAAGGCAUAAACAGCCCAAAAAAAUAUACUUUAAAGGUGGUGUAACUCUGUGGAGGGGGAGGGUCUAAACACACAGGCGUUAUGAUGAUUGUAUUGAUAUCUUAUUGAUGUAACAGAACAGAGGUGCAGGCGAGUGGGCGGAGUCAUCACACAUCACAUUCAUGCCAGUUUGUGAAAAUGAUUAAUUAAUAAAAACUCUGCUGCAUUUCUUCA
Messenger RNA from Seriola aureovittata, 4037 nucleotides. RefSeq names its product protein-O-mannosyltransferase 1 (gene pomt1). Gene Ontology annotation, cellular component: membrane; endoplasmic reticulum. Gene Ontology annotation, biological process: protein O-linked glycosylation via mannose. Bases 1219 to 3381 code for a protein of 720 amino acids. NCBI's taxonomy places the organism in Eukaryota, Metazoa, Chordata, Actinopteri, Carangiformes, Carangidae. The transcript is spliced from 20 exons. Gene Ontology annotation, molecular function: dolichyl-phosphate-mannose-protein mannosyltransferase activity. The record is from RefSeq and is a predicted model, not a curated record.